AUGAAGAGGGGGGAGAAGGUGGUGGAUGCUGCUCAUGCCGCUCAGAGGUCAGAGGAUGGCUCGGACAACCAGGGCGCCCCCACCGUCAAGAGUGCUCGUGGCACGGGCAGGGGCGCUGGCCGUGGCGGCCCGACCGCGACACAGCAGCCGAGAAAACGGAAAGCAGCGGGCAACAGAGGCGGCGAGGCGUCUGCAUCGUCGGUUGGUCCCUUGCUCAUCCGAUAUGUGAGCAGCAGCACUACCAGGCAGACCACGAAGGGCAGGUGCGGCUUCUGCAACUCCCAGGAGGGCUCCGAGACGCCGUUCCCCGAUGCCAAGUUCCCUGGCGAGCCCAUCAUGAAGUUCAUGCACGCAUGCAGCUGCCACUUCAAGGGGUACGUGAACGGACAGUGGCACUUCGACUACACGUGGACGCAGUUGUGUGCGAAAGCAAACGAAGACAAAGACAUCUCGGAGGCUUUCGAGACGUCGUGCGAGAUCGCGGACGGCAAGGCGGCGAGCAGCACGCGCCCCCACGACGUGGCCAUCAAGCAGGACACUGGCUUCACUAUCUUUUCGGAUUGCAUCCUGAUCAACGAGCAGCAGUACAAGAAGGACAUUCUGCCCCGUGUCGCAAGCCAGAUGACCCCGAAUGACGCGGGCGAGCGCAUCGCGGAGAUGAAGAACGAACAUCAUGCUGAGAAGAUGUCUGGUGUAUUGGUCGUGGACCCGUCCCAGCCGUACGUGAAGGUGCGCAAGUGGUCCAGCACGUGCGGUUCCCAUGCAGAAUGGGCGCUGCAAGCUGGCAACUACUGCCGCGACGGCCAGGCUGCGAACGCGGAGGAGGCGAUCGAGAAGUACGCGCGGGAGAUGAUGCCGACGGCCUUGCGCGGACACGUGUCGAUCCCCACCUUGGAGGAAGUACGGAAGCGUGCCAUCGGGGCAGCGAGAGCCCGAGGAUUGUUCCAGGAGCCGCCGACUACGCCAGUUGCUGCCCGUUACGGCGGCCCCUCUUCUUCCCAGCAGCGCACCCCGACGUUGCAGCCUUCCAAAGUCAGCUUGGCCCUCUGCGAUGGACAGAUCGGCGGAUCGAGUGCUCCGCCGUCCGAAGCUGAAGCAGUUGAAGAGCCCGAGGUAAUGACGCCCCGCGACAUGCCCGCAUCGUGGCUGCCGAGGCCCUCGCCGUCAGCCGAGGACAUGGAUGACGCGAGGUCGUGCGCCACUGGCGUCACAGCAACGGCCGCCAAGCGCAGCAAGGGCAGCGUUCAUAACAGGUUGGACAACCCUGACAGGCUCCGUCUCGACGAGCUCCAAUCCGAAAUAAACCUUGCUACCAUAUUGGACAAGGGCGCCGACCACAAAAUGGGAGACAAGCUCUACGCUUUGAAAAGGUUCAAGCCAGCUGACGGAACGGUGGUCAACAAGAAGGCCAAGCUUCUGGGAAUCAUCGACGCCUGCAAUAGUCUCGGCGGGUCUGCCGUCGAUGCCAUGGGUAAGGAGGUCAGGAUGAAGUUGCUGAAGAACCUGAAGGGCGUCAACAUCGACGGGGCCUUCCAGUUCAAGCUGAAGCUCGUCGCGGCAGCAGUUAGGGAGGCGAGCUCGGUGGCAGAUAUGGUUCAUAGCAGCAUGCCAUGGAGUGAGUCGUUCGAAGGACACGUCGAGCAGUUUUCCGUCACCGACCCACUCCUCGCCUUCGUCAGGCUCCCGCUCAAGAAGGCUGCCGAGCUCAGCAGGGGCUUCUUCAUCAACAACGUCGUGCUCCCCGUUACCAAGAAGGAUGACAUUGACAUCGAGGCUCUGACCAUGAUGGCUGAAGCUAUCGGCGACCACGUUGGUACUAAGGAGAAGCGCGAUGCGGCCCCCGACGAGUUCAAGGAACUCGCAAACGACUUGUUCGUCUUCUCGGAGUCCUUGAAGGUAUUGCUAGACCCAUGCCCCGAGGCGCUCGUGCAGUGUGGGAACAGGGUAGAUGUCCGCAAGUUCAUUCGCGAGGAGUGGUCCGAGGACUGGAGUAACGUAGUCUUCGCCUUCGGGACGGGGCUCAAAGAGUGCAUUGGCGAGUGCAACAGGGCCUACCACACGGGCAUCAAGCACGGCGAGGCUAUCAGAACAUUCACCACGCAGCUGGGCAAGCCCGACAUCACGGCGACCGAAUUCGAGACCAUCUUCGAACAAUUUGGUGGUUUUGGCAAGCAGCUUCGCAAGGGUGGUGCUAACCCUAUGUUGAAUCUCAUGUGUUCGGCCAUGGUUGGCUGGGUUACGCCGGGCAUGGCAUCCAAUGGCGAUGCGGCUGCCGCCGCCGAGAGCCCCGCCGCGCUGACGUCUUUGGAGGUGAAAUUCCGUGCCUUCAUCGCCAAGGCCGUCGACUUCAGGGGAGUUGACGACAAGAUCAUCGAGAAGCUUCAGGCUGCGGCCAACGACCUCCGCACUUUUGCGGGAUCCGUGGCGUCGGUGGUCCAGGAAAAAACGCUAGCGGAAGCCUGCAGUUCCAUGGCGCACGACAAGGAGGAGUCGAUCGUGGCCGUGCGAGAAGCUCGCCAGCAGUGCGUCGGGAUGAAGUUCAUUAAGAAUGACACUAUUCAAGCAGUUAUGCUCUGCAUCGAGCGGUGCCUUUCGCGCGCCGAAGCCGUGUCCAUAGACAUCAGCGACGCUGCGAAGGAUUCGAAUGGCGAUGCCGAUGAGAUGUUGAAGUUGCUCGGCGUCGCUCUGGCAGUCGUAGAUCACAUCGAGCCGAAGGGCGGCAAGUCCAAGGAGUUUGAGGAGGACAUGCGUCGCGUCGACUCGCUGUUUCAGUUUGCCAAGGUGGUCAAGGCCCGCAAUGCUCUCGAGACCGCCUGCGAGAACUUCGAUGACGAGUCAUCCGCGGUCGACCCGAAGCCCGACGCGGGACAUCCAGCGGCCGAGCCAUUGCAGGAUAGCGAGGGUGGCUCGCCCUCCGAGGGCAGCGGCAUCAUCUCGACCUUCGCGGCUUUCAACGUGCAGUUCACGCAGUUGCACAAGAUGUGCACCGCCAGGCUCGUCGACUUCUCCACCUCGUUUUGGUCGGCGCUGGUGUCCGAGACCGUGCAGAAGAUCGUUGAGCUCGAAGGCUUAUCUGGUGGCGUUACCAACGGAUCGUCGAAAUAUUGGGCCGAUGACGCCGAUGACCCCAACACGUUCGACGGGAUCCAGGCUCACUUUGCCAAGGCGCUGGCCAAGCAGCGUGGCAUCUCGGGGACGGUCAAGAGCCUCGUGGCCGCCAUCCAGGGCAAGCUGAACUCUAUCAAGGAGGAGGCCGCCGAACACGGCAUGGAGGCGAACCGAGCUGAGCUCGCCGAGCGGUCUGAAAAAGCAAAUCGCCGCUCGUCCUCGAUGCUUUGGGAGGCACGAGCAAUGCAGACAAUCAAGAACCUCAAGGCAAGUGAGGCGGUGGAGAGCCUGACCAACAUGAGGGACACGUUGCACGACGCUUCGGAGUUCGGCGAGAAGGACGUGAACAAGCUGGUGUCCGACAAGAUCAGCGAGCUGCUCGCGGCCGCCCUGAGCAAGGCCAAGUAG
Messenger RNA from Prorocentrum cordatum, 3516 nucleotides. Lineage: Eukaryota; Dinophyceae; Prorocentrales; Prorocentraceae. The record is from the annotation of a GenBank genome assembly.